Molecule: messenger RNA, 8199 nt
Organism: Dermacentor silvarum
Lineage: Eukaryota; Metazoa; Arthropoda; Arachnida; Ixodida; Ixodidae
Gene: ssh
Exons: 14
Coding region: 986-5302 (1438 amino acids)
Biological process (GO): negative regulation of actin filament polymerization; protein dephosphorylation; actin cytoskeleton organization
Cellular component (GO): cytoplasm
Molecular function (GO): actin binding; protein tyrosine/serine/threonine phosphatase activity
Source: RefSeq, a predicted model, not a curated record
GUCCGCCGACUCCCGACUUGGCGCGCGCUCAGUCAGCAGUCGUGCGCCUGCGUCCGCGUCGGCGUGGAGCGUUGAACCUCGCGGUGGCCUAGGCGGCGCAAGUGCGGAAGCGAGCGGCUCGGCCAGGCCUUCUCUGGGCUCUCGCCGCGUCGCGAUGUAAACAAGGGCCGCGUUGUCGCGCGCGCCCGCCUCGCAUCGCACGAGCGUGCUCGCCCCGAACGUCGCAGCUCACCUCGGGAACAGCUGACGCCGCUCGUUGUCCCUUCCUGGAGACAAGCGCCUGAACUCAGUCGAGAGGUCUCGGAUAUCCCCUCGUGUCUACUGUUUUGUUCGUGCGUGCCGACGUUGUGUGGCCACAGAGGAGGGAGUGACCGGUGCGACGGGACUGGACUCUGCGUCCCGAGAAACGUGUACCGGUCGGAGCUGAUCUGAACGUCGCAGUGGGUUUUCCUUUGCACUCGACCGACGCGCGUGUACGCCCUUUGGUGAAAGUGGUGGCUAGCGUCCUGUGGGCUUAUUUCUCUCGUGCCUUGGAAGUGUGACGCAGCAACUGCGGAUAUACCUUGAGGGGGACGUAUCUUUCACCCCCUGUCUGCUGUGGUCGCGGCCGCUCGGGAGACGCUGAAAGCAGUGGAUUCCUGCGUCCCUCGCACUUGGGAUAGCACAGGACAGUGUUCCCGCCGAGUUUGAACGAGUGUUGUGGUGUGGAUGCGGCCGAAGGCAUUCGCCUUGCGAGAACGCCUUUCGUCGGAGAUUACCGCCGGAGAUACCCCCGCCUCUUUCGCUGGACCCGCGUCUACCGUACCGUCGUCGUCUCCGCUGCUGUGCUGUGUCGCCCCCGCUGGUGUCCGUCGGUAUAGUGGCGGUGCGCGUCGCGGAAUCGUGGUCGUCCUCGCCGGCAGGCCCUCGCGGCUGGCGUGCCCUGGGUCGCGGUGCGUGCAGCGCCCCGGGCCGGGCGCGUGAGACGCGCGGAGGUGGAGGCUCGAUGGCGCCCAUGCCGCCGCUGAGCGGCCUGUCGGCAGGCGACAGCGCCGGCAGCCACCUCCGCCACCGCGGCGGCUCGCCGCCGGCGUCUUCGGCCGCCCCGCGAGCCGCGCCGACCUCGUCGUCGGGCUCGUCGCUCGUGCUUAGGGGAGUGCUCACCGCCUCGUCGGCCGGCCGUUACUUCGCCUGGAACCCCAGCAAUGGAACGGACGAGACAGAUGGCUCCGGCGAACAGGGCGAAGAGGAAGAAAUCCACCGGAAAACACAGCGAAGCAUCAGCGAGACCUACUUUGCAGUCAAGGGAACGGCACUGGUGCUUCCCCAUGACGAGUCCAUGCACGUCUACCGCUGCUCCAACAACAACGUCGUGGCCGGCGACAUCAGGGCGCACCUGCAGUCUAUGCUGUACAUGCUACGGCGUGAAGACACGCUCAAAAUGGCUGUGAAACUGGAGAGCGCCCACCCGGCGGGUCGCACCCGCUACCUGGUUGUGGUUUCCCGGACGGGCUCCCUGGGCGCCGAGGAGGCCUGCCUGCUGGGCAUCGACUGCAACUCGCGCACCACCAUCGGGCUCGUCAUACCCGUCUGGGCCGACUCCCGCAUCACACUCGACGGGGACGGAGGUUUCAGCGUAACAUCUAGCAGCGGGCAUUACAUUUUCAAGCCGGUCUCCGUGCAGGCCAUGUGGUCUGCGCUGCAGUCCCUGCACAAGGCGUGUGCCAAAGCACGGGAGUUCAACUACUUCCAGGGGGGCGGAACCCAUCAGUGGGUGCAGUACUAUGCCGAGAGGAUACAGUCAGACCAGUCCUGCCUCAACGAGUGGCAUGCGAUGGACGACUUGGUAUCCAAGAGGCCCCCAACGCCCGACUACGAUCGCUCACGGCCGUCACAAAAGGAAGAGACAGAAGCACUUAUCAGGAGCAAGUUGAAGGAGCUUAUGAUGUCUGUGGAUCUGGAUGAGGUGACCAGUAAAUUUAUGCGGUCCCGGCUAGAGGCAGAGCUGGACAUGAGCCUGCAGGAGUUCAAACCCUUCAUCGAUCAGGAGAUGCUUACCAUCCUGGGUCAGAUGGAUGCGGCAACUGAGAUCCUCGAAUACCUCUACCUUGGCUCUGAGUGGAACGCCUCGAAUCUUGAGGAACUGAAAGACAAAGGGGUCGGCCACAUCCUCAACGUCACGCGGGAAAUCGACAACUUCUAUCCGGGCCUGUUCGACUACUUCAACAUUCGUGUAUAUGAUGAUGAGACAACUGAAAUGCUCAAGCACUGGGAUAAGACCUACAAGUAUAUUGCGCAAGCCAAAGAGCAGGGCUCCAAAGUGUUGGUGCACUGCAAGAUGGGCAUCAGCCGUUCGGCAUCGGUGGUCAUUGCAUAUGUGAUGAAGGCUUAUGGCUGGGACCUCCGGCAGGCCCUCGACUUCGUCAAGACCCGCCGCAGCUGCAUCAAGCCAAAUUCGGGGUUCCUCAAACAGCUCGAAACGUACCAGGGCAUCCUGCAUGCAAGCAAACAGCGGCACAACAGUAUCUGGCGCUCCAAGUCUGAAACAAACCUUAAGGACGAGCAGCCUGACCGUGGGGGAGGCAGACGUGAGUGCCGAGCAACGGCCUCUCAGGCGCUUGCCAUGGGAGGCAGCAGCGGGGGUCACGGCAGUGCAGCUGACGCCAACGGUGUUGCGAGAAGUGGUGGCAGUCGUGGCAAUGCCUCCAACAGCCUCCUGGUACCUGGUAGUGUGAGCCGGCCAAAGUCGUGGUCCCCAGAUGAUCUCGCCUCCGAGGUGUUCUUUGCUGCCGGCAACAGCAACAACUUCUCCGACUGCAUACCCAACCCCUGCCAUAUGGCCCUUGCUUCUGGAAGGACAAAACCCUCUCGCAGGCGGACAGGCCGUCCUCGGUAUGGAACAGAUCCUUUGUGUUACACCAUACCCCACACCAGCACCGUGUCAACACUUCAACAAGUCCAAGCCACAGAACAAGAGAAGAAUGCAAAGAAUGCUGCUGCUAGCAGCAUGAAGGCGGGCCUUCCCACUGCGGCUCCGGUGACACCCUCCAAGUGCUCACCCGCUGUCGUUGCUAUUACUGACGAUGAGCAAGACCCUGGCCUACGCCGCGUCGCUUCGGUCAAGGAUCGCAUCUGCGAGCUGGAAUCGCAGGUUGGUGUUCCAAAAUCGGUGGCGGCUGGAGUGAAACAGGUGGCAAAGACUGAAAUCCUCCGCUGCGGCACCAUCGAUUCACCGGUAGUGACAUGGUCAAACAAGCCACCAUCAGCAUUCUCAGGCGGACCUGCGAAAACUGGCACCACUGAUGAGAACUCAGUAAACCUGUACAGCUGCCUACCGAGCUGUGGCGGAGGUGAGUCAUCGUCACUGGAGCUGCUACGAGAUGUGCAACCUGUGGCGUCCCAGACUAAGCCACUGACCCCAAAGCACAUGGCUGUGAUAGUGAAGUCGUCGCCUGCGCCUCCUACCUGGACCCUGGGAGGAGGAGCUGGUGACUCUGACAAGGAGCUAGAACCGGCAAUGGUAACAGUGGCACCUCCUCCUGCAGCAAAAGAAGCCACCUUCUCCUCUGUGUUAAGGAGAAGUGUGGAAGACAGAGUGCCCACUUUGCAAGGUCUUGGGGGCAUCGCACUGCAAAGGUCAGCAACUGAUACAGGCCUGCUGGCACCCUCUAGUCAGGCGGUCUGCCGGCCGGCAGGCCGCCAUCACCCUUUGCUGCAUUGCGACUCUGACGAUGCUGUUGUGUGCUCCGCGAGCCCAUUGGCAGAGAUUUGCAAGCUACAGGUUGGUUUUGGUGAGGACAGGAGCCAGGGUACCACGUUGGAAGCACGCAGAGAUACCACAGCGGCUGUGACGCCACAAUUGCCUCUCGUAGCGGAGCUUCAGGUGGAUGGCAGGAAGACCGAACUCCACGAAGAGCGGAUGGGACCGCCAGCAGAUCGAACUGGAGGGCUGCCGACUCGCUGCAAACUCCGCAAGACAAAACCUUGCCUCGAAGAGAGGAGCUUCGCCCGCUCACUCUGCCUCGAAGGUGGCGCUUUUCCGUCACAAACACGUUCCACACCUUCCACUCCUCCGGAACAGCUGCCUGAUGGUUCUUCACCUUGCAGGCAGAUACUGCGCUCUCAGAGCCUGCGUUGUGAGCACCGGCCCAGGUCUCUUGCCCUGCCUGCAGCAUCAACAUGCAUGAGCGGGCGAAGUCCGCCCAAAAUUCUCGCCUCACGAUCAGGUGAAGCUCAGCCUCCGCCCGCAUUUUCGGCCAGUCCCGAGAUCAAGCACAGUAUGAGCACACCAUCAGUAAUGGAAGCAGUUAACGAAGUCCUGUGUGAGACGCGCCAAGUCAUCUCCAAUGCCAUGCACUUUAUCCCCUGUGCUAACAGUCCACCGGAAACCUACUCUCCUCUGCUCUGUUCCGGUCAGGGUCUGGAACAUAUCGAAUCAGACAUCACGCCUGCAUCGGAACCGAGCGAAGUUCCCCAAGUGGGCAUUGUGCGGCAGCAAAGGGCUGUGCUAGAAGGGCUGCAACCGCCACGAGGCACCACCGCUGUGGUGCCGUCAGCAGCCAGCACUGACCGGAAGCCUCCGGUGGGGGACAGCACGGGACGCUCGAAAAAAGAGCAAGCGCGAAUCAUCAAGGAACUCGGAAGUACCAUGCUUCCCUGUGUUCCUUGUGACUCUCCACCUCUCUGCGGCGGCAACAAUACCACUGAUCAGCAGCAGCAACAGCCGGAUGACGAUGAAUCCGCAGUCGGCGUAGUCAAGCGGCUCACCAAAGAGCUGGAGGCCAAGGCACGGAAUGGCAAGACUAAACCUGCUGGCAUUGCCGAGAGGCUCGUCAUUGUCGAAAGGAGCAGUGGUGACAGCAACGAGCCAAUCAGUGGUGGCAGCUCGAGCACUCCCAACUCCCCUGUCUGCGAGCGCCACGGUUGUGGUCAGCCUCUGCGCGGUCUUCGUGCCUUCUCGGAGGGCCGGCCUACUGGUCCAGACCCGCUGCCAGUGCCUGCGGUUCCGGCCCCACCCACGCCAAGCAGGUGUACCAGUCUCGAUGCUGAUAGACUUAGGAAGCUGUCGGCCAGUCGCAGCAUAACGGCGCUGCUGGCAAGGGCGCCGCGGGCCGGUGAACUCCCACCGCCGGCAAUGGUUACCGCCACGCCCACCGUGGCACUUAUUGCUACCAUGCCAGCGCCGGCACCUGUUGGCACCGCUACCGCUACCUUGCCUGGCGGCCUCCAGAGGAAAGUGCGCAAGCAACAAGGCAAAACUCACCCGCUGAGCAAACUGACCGUGCGGCAAAGGCAUGCCAACCCGCUGUACAACACCAUGUGAUGAUCCUCGCCCCCUUCCCACCCCCCACCUUUUUACAUUGUGGUGUGUGCGUGGGUGCAUGCAUGCAUGCACGCACGCAUGCCUCACCUUUUCCUGUUUUCCAACACCCUUCCCCUCCCCCCAAAUUUUUUCCUGUUUCAGUCUUGUUCCACAGCCUUACUUCCCAAAAAAUACUUGCGUUGGUAGGUGUGGUGGACAUUGUAAAAUUCUCUGGAUGUAGACUUGUUUACCCCUAUUUUGUUAGCUCUUGCGAAUGUAUGUGUGUGCGCUUGUGUGUGUGUGAUGUUUGCCCCCCACCUCCACCGCUGUACAGAAAGAGAAAUGAGUGUAUGUUAUUUUUGUUUGUGCAUGUUGGAGUAGGUGUUGCUUAUGUGUGACCACUGUUCUCUGUCCAUGUGAACAGACACUUUGUGGCAUUCAGUCAAGGCCAGUAGUGCCCUGCCACACCUCCUUCUGAUGCUUCCCUUUUUUCUUCCAUUCAACUCCUUCUAAACAGUCGCUGUCCCCCUUCUCAGCGCCUGUUCCAUUCUUGAACAUGCUUAUCUAAGGAUGUCCAGAGCACAUCCACACAUAUGAAUUAACGAUUUCACACCGCAAAAAUAUGCUGCAUGAACGAGCCUUGACGAGGGCCACUCCCUCUUCCCCUGGGAAGUCUGAAACAUUUAGAAAAAUCUCUGGAACAACAGCUGCCACCCCCCCCCCCCCCUCCGAUUUCAGAGACAUGCUUGCUUUACUCAUGAGCGUCUUUUGAAGUCUGGAGUGCAGCAGCUUAUUUGCUUGCUCAGUUUCCAUUUUGCAGGAGUGAUGCUUGUGCAUAAUAUCUGACAAAUGCUUUUGACUGCCGAUGAACAAAGGGUUCAGUAGUUUCUUGUCUCAGGCACUUCACCAGGCAUACCUGCCAAGCCAAGUUGACUGAGCUCAGUAGCUGUGCUCAGGCAAAUCCAGUAGUGCCCUGUGCUUACAUAGGUGCUAGCUGCGAAAACAAGAAAACCACCAAAAUUUCCCAUGAAGUUGGGAUAUCCCAAGCAGCUUUCUUUAUUUGUUUGUCUUGUUUUCACAAAUGCUGUUGUUUUACAUCUUUUGUUGCUAAUUAUAGUGAUUAACAAAUGAACUAAAGUGCCUGAGGCAAGGACAUGAAGCACCGCAACGCAUUUUACUUACCAUUUUGCACACAGCUGUUAUGCAUCUCGGGCAGUUCUUGCACUUUCUGAAACCAAAGCAUAGGGCUUGAUUAACAAUUGUACUGGAGACAAACCACUCACUUUAGACAGGUGGGUUGCGUGAGCAUAAUAUUUACACAACACUUUAACACGACUGCUCAGGGGUCCCUUUUGCUUUACUCAUGAAAGGGGCCUGCUGGCGAGAAACUUGUGGAUACGAGUAGUUACACAUGCACAUCUUUAUUUCCUGUUCAUUUUUUUUGGGGGGGGCGCACCAUGAUGGGGUCAGUUUGUCCUGUGCUAUUCUGCAGCGCAGGAUUCUGGCAGAGCAGUGAUAAAUAAAUGUAGAGGUAUGCGCUGAUAAACAGUAUACUUGGGGGGACACCCCUCAUCUCAUUUCUGCAAUUGUGGCAUUGCUGUACACUCUUGUUACUUUUGUGCUGUGUUCAACACACUCGAGAAUCCACAUAGUCAUUCUCUAAACAGUUUGACGUUUCCAAAUUUUUGCCUAAUCUACUGGUUCUUGCACAUUGAAAUCUCUCAUUUACAAUGUUUAUAUCACAUUAUUGCAACUUACCAUAAUGGUGCACUUAAUUUUUUUUUUUCGACUGAACAAGUAUUGUACUAAUGGCAGACAUUUUUUUUGUUUGUUUGAGAAGUAUUGAUUCUGCGAUUUCUAGCCAAGGUGAAGAGACAAACCAAUCAAAUUGUUUAUGGUGAAUUUUCGCAUGAACCACUUUUACCCAUUGUGGCCAGUUAGUGCUAAAUAUCUUCACCUACACCUUUUUGACAAGAUGGGCUGGGUCGUCAACAAACCAGACACCAUGCAUCUGUUGCAAUGUUCAAUCUUCAUGUGAGAUUCGAGUUAAACUUCCUAGUAGCCUAUGCAUUAUUACCUCUUUUUUUUAUUUGUGGAACAAUGCGUCCUAGUUGAGGCACAUGAGAGAGUGCACAGGAACAGCAUGUCACAUUUUUGCAGUUCAUGAGCAUACCUUGUCAACUGUGGCAAAGGUUGGGUGGCUACCAUUGGGAUGUUGCUGUAAACCAUGCAAUGAUGCUAUGUCAGCUGUUGAGAAACGGUGCGACAACAUAAAUAUGCUGCAUAAUUGUUUGAUCGCGUCAUCCUGUUGCUGUGUAGCUUUGAGUGAAACAUAGCUGCGCAUUGCAUUUGAUUGCAUUUGAUUUGCAAGGCUGCCGUUAACAAAACACUGCCCAUAGAAGCAAAGUCACUAUGUGCAUUUUGCAUUGUCUUCAUUUUCUUCCCUGCUGGCCUUUGCUCUUUCAUGUUUGCUCUAGUGAGAGAAACGCAGAUGCAUGUGCUUGGUGCAACUUCAACUCAUGCUCUGAGUUUCCAUGCCCACCUUUUCUAGUUUCUAAGAAAGAAAAAAGAGACAGAAAUGUGCCAUACAAUGUUUACAGCUGUUGUAGCUUUACCGCUCUUACGCUUGCCGUCGACCCAAAGUUGUCUCUGCCUUGUUGUUCCUUUUUUUUUUCUCCUCGUCUGUCGUUUUUAUUUCCGGUUUCUGUCCCACCCUUGUCGUUCCAUCUUACUUGCUGCAUGGCGUGAAAGCUAUGGAGAAAAAGCGCGUCUUGUGCGUUUAGCGAAGGUUGAGAGAGAGAGAGGAGUGCUUGAGGGAAUGAGGUUGGUGACGUGUACGACGUACGUGCGCUAGGCCGAAAGAAAUUAUUUAAAAAAAUCGGAAGAGUGUUCUUCUGAAAUAAAAAUGAUUUUAGCCA